Paramecium octaurelia is the source of this 666-nucleotide messenger RNA. The record is from the annotation of a GenBank genome assembly. NCBI's taxonomy places the organism in Eukaryota, Ciliophora, Oligohymenophorea, Peniculida, Parameciidae.
AUUUUAAAUAAAAUAAUCUCUAUGGGAAACAUCAUUCAAAAUGAUCAAUUCAAAAAAGGACUCUAGGAAUUGCUUUAAAACAAGAAGUUCAAGAGAACUCUCAAAAUUAUUUACAAGGAAAACAAAAACCAAAUAUUAAGUGUGCAAUCAUGCCAAAUAUUUGACAACGAAUUCUCUAUUGAACAACGUUUGGAGCAGAGAAAAGGAAUGCAUUUCAUUUUCGAACACAAUUGCAAAAUCCUCUUGGAUGUUACAGAAAGACAAAGAUAUUUUGAUUCUUGCACUAUAUGCAAUAAAAAGUUAAAAUUUGAUCGUAAUCUGAAUUUUUGUUCCAUUUGCAAAUAAGAAACCACAUUUCAACUUGCUUACUGUCUUGCGGUUAAAAUCAUAGAUCAGAUUUCGGAAGAUAAUUAAGCUACUUAUAGAGCAAUCAUGUUUGAAGAAGCAGCCAAAUAUUUGGGUAUCGAUGCUUAUUAUACUUUUAGGUAUUUCAGCUAAAGAUUUCUCCAAUAUGAGUCUAGACUCUCAAAACAAUUAUUUCAUAAACAUAAAUGAACAGAAAUCCCACAUUGUACACUCACUUACAUUGGAAUCCAAUCCAAAUAAAAAAAAUUUAGUCAUUCAGAGAAUUUUAGCUUGAACAAAUCUAAUGAUGAUGGAUCUACC